AUGAACUGCAAGGGGCACCCGUCGCUGCUGCUGCUGCUGCUGCUGCUUCCUGUGCUGCUGGGGCUGCUGCAGCUGUUCAAUAAUAUGUCUGAAAAUAGGAGAUUAAUGUAUUUAAUCAGUGGACCUGGUGUGGAUGAAUAUCCAGAGGUUGGUUUGUUUUCUAUAGAAGAUCACAAGAAUGGAAAAAUAUAUGUUCACCGCUCUGUCGAUCGUGAAACAACACCGUCUUUUAUGGUCUGCUUCGAUGCUGUGGAUCGCUCAACAGGGGAAACUGUGGAUAAAUCCUUGAUUUUCAACAUUAGAAUCAGGGAUGUAAAUGAUCACGCACCCCAGUUUCCUGAGAAGGAAUUUAACGUCAGUGUGAAAGAGAACCAAGCUGCAGGUCAGCCUAUCUUUCAGAUGUUGGCAGUUGAUUUGGAUCAAGAAAACACUCCAAAUUCUCAAGUCCUUUAUUUCCUCGUUUCUCAAACACCAUUACUGAAAGAAAGCAGUUUCCGGAUUGAUCGUAUUAGCGGAGAAAUAAAACUCUCAGGAUGUUUAGAUUAUGAGACUGCGGCUCAGUUUACACUCAUCAUCAGAGCCCAGGACGGUGGAGAGCCAUCGCUGUCAUCCACAGCCACAGUUCACAUGGAUGUGCAAGACGGCAACAACCACGUGCCUGCAUUUACCCAGGAAAAUUACAAGAUUCAGGUUUCUGAAGGUCAAGUCAUCCAGGGCGUGUUGCGUCUCCCUGUCCAAGAUGGCGAUUCACCAUCGACAGCAGCUUGGAGAGUGCAAUUCAACAUAUCACGUGGCAACGAAGAGGGACAUUUUGACAUUUUGACUGACCCUGAGACCAAUGAAGGCGUUUUGAAUGUCAUCAAGCCUCUGGAUCACGAAACCCACCCGGUGCGAAGCCUCGUCAUCACCGCGGAGAAUGAGGAGCGGCCCUUCCUCUGCGAGGGGGGCGAGCUCCAGCAGCCCAGGAGGGCGGCGGCAAGUGCCACCGUGAGUGUGCAGGUGACCGAUGCCAAUGACCCACCGGCCUUUCACCCUGAGAGCUUCCUGGUCAGCAAAGAGGAGGGCGCCAGGCCCGGAACCCGGCUGGGAACUUUCAACGCCCUGGAUCCAGACGGCAGCGCAAGCCAGAUAAGAUACAAACUGGUCCAUGACCCAGCAAAUUGGGUUGCCGUAGAUGAACACUCGGGAGUUGUCAUCACCACGAAGCCAAUUGACCGAGAAUCGCCUCACGUCAAUGACAGCUUUUACACAAUCGUCGUUCACGCUGUCGAUACUGGCGUCCCACCACAGACGGGCACAGGGACGCUGCUGCUCUUCCUGUCUGACAUCAAUGACAACGCCCCCGCUCUCCAGCCCGGUUCUCGCGACGUGGAGGUGUGUGAGUCUGCGGGGAACGAGCCCCUCCUCAUCGAGGCAGACGAUCCGGACCUGGAGCCCUACUCUGACCCGUUUACAUUCGAGCUGGACGAUACCUGGGGACAUGCAGAGGACACAUGGAGAUUGGGCAAAAAUUGGGGUCGGUCAGUUGAACUUUUCAUGUUGAGAAGCCUCCCACGUGGUAGCUACUCGGUGCCGCUCAUCAUUGGAGACAGACAGGGGGUCUCCCAGAGGCAGACUGUCCACGUGAGGAUCUGUUCCUGCCCCGGUGGGUUCGCGUGUGUGGAACACUCACACGCAGGAGCAGAGCUCGUGGGGGCCCUGUCCUUGGCCUGCGUGGCAUUCGUGGCUCUGGCAGUGGCUCUGCUUUUACUGCUGCGAUGCUAUUUUGCAUUUCAACCCAAGAGGCGCAGAUGCUCUCUCCUCAGUGACAAAGGCCACCAGACCCUGAUUGUGUAUAACGACGAGAGCAAAGCCACCUCAGCCCAGACACAGUCAGAUGUCAAGGGCCAGAUGCCAGCUCUGCAGACACACACGGCCGUGGCGGGGGCCAAGCUGAGUGCUGAGGGUCUCGGUGACCUGCCGCCGUCAACAGCGGCUUCAUCAGACCAAGUACGCUUCGCUCUGGGGACUCCGGGCCAUGGCGUACUCUUUGAGCCAAGAGGAGCGAAAAACAAAUACUCUACUCCCGUCUACCCAGGUGGCGCAAUGCCCAGGAGACUGCUGGCCCCCGUGGAAGGAAGGAUAGAGGAGACACUGCGUCAGAAGCUCCGUGCCGUGGACGUGCAGGAAGAUGACGGCGGCUGCCAGCCCCACGUCUACCUGGAGGAGGGAACGAGCGCAGGGGCCCCGUCCCUCAGUUCCCUCGCUGUCUCGGAGCAGGAGCUGCCGCCCGACGUGCUGGACUACCUGGGUUCGAAAGCUGCCGCACUUGGGGAGAUGUAUUCCCAGCGAGGCGUCUCUUCCUUGCUCAAGGUUACGCAGCCGGGAAGUGAACAAGGUGGCCUGUGA
This is a messenger RNA of Propithecus coquereli (Coquerel's sifaka), 2388 nucleotides long. It is a transcript of the gene CDH26, whose product is annotated as cadherin 26. Gene Ontology annotation, cellular component: catenin complex; adherens junction; plasma membrane. Gene Ontology annotation, molecular function: cadherin binding; calcium ion binding. The record is from RefSeq and is a predicted model, not a curated record. Gene Ontology annotation, biological process: cell-cell junction assembly; homophilic cell-cell adhesion; calcium-dependent cell-cell adhesion. The transcript is spliced from 17 exons. Bases 1 to 2388 code for a protein of 795 amino acids. Lineage: Eukaryota; Metazoa; Chordata; Mammalia; Primates; Indriidae.